Lotus japonicus is the source of this 1000-nucleotide messenger RNA. Its product is annotated as agamous-like MADS-box protein AGL62. Gene Ontology annotation, biological process: positive regulation of transcription by RNA polymerase II. Gene Ontology annotation, molecular function: protein dimerization activity; RNA polymerase II cis-regulatory region sequence-specific DNA binding; DNA-binding transcription factor activity, RNA polymerase II-specific. NCBI's taxonomy places the organism in Eukaryota, Viridiplantae, Streptophyta, Magnoliopsida, Fabales, Fabaceae. The transcript has a single exon. The record is from RefSeq and is a predicted model, not a curated record. The coding region runs from base 273 to 914 and encodes 213 amino acids.
UCUCCUAAAUUUAUCUCAGCAUUGUUGAGUAAGGAUAAACACACUAUGAACAAUUGUCCCUAGAGCAUCAUUCAUUCACAAUUAAUUUUCUACCAUAUAAGUCUUUCAAAGGUGGAUACCUCUCAAUCUAGAAAUAUUUUAAUGCAGCAAAAAUUUGUGCAUAAAAAACGCUUAUAAAAACACCUCUUCACACCUCAUUCCAAAAUGUGUCUGCAACUCAUCCUCUUAACUUUAAUUUCAUCGUUUCUCUUCCUUUCAUUCAUCCUGCAAUCAUGUCAACUGCAGAAACCUUUGGGGAAAAAAGCCAGCAAAAAAGAAAGAUAGAGAUUAAAAAAAUUACCAACCCGAAUAGUCUGCAAGUCGCUUUCUCAAAGCGUCGUUGUGGGCUCUUCAAGAAAGUCAAUGAGCUUGGCAUCCUCUGUGGUGGAGAGUUUGUUCUCAUCAUCUUCUCACCCAGUGGGAAGGUAUUCUCCUUUGGCCACCCCAGCGUAGAUGAUGUCAUCCAACGCUACCUUUCUGAGGCCCCCCAACAAACUUCCAAUGUCAUGCGAUACAUUGAGGCUCAGAAUGCUCUCAGUGGACAACUCACCGAAAUCAACAAUCGUCUGGAAGAUGCCAAGAAGCAAGUUGAACAGCUGAAUUGCCUACUCAAGGCAGCUUUUUGCCAGUUUGGGUGGGCUUGUCAGGUUGAGGAGAUGGACAUGUCUCCGCUUAUGAAAUUUAAGGCGGCGCUGGAUAAGCUCAAGAAUCAUGUCACUCACUAUGGUUCCGUUGUUGCUGCUACCAACCCACCAACACAUCAAUUAUUUGAUGUUUCUGGUGGUCUUGCCAACGCCAUUAUCCCUUUCAAUGACCCACCUCCACCGCCUCCUCAAACGUUUCAAGAACAAUUUUUUCAAGGGCCCAUGAUGUAAGCUCAUAAAUUGUUUGGUUCAAAUAGCAUGGGAGGGUAUGGAGGACCAUCUGGAUCCUUCUAAGACAAUCUUCUGAUGCCCUUAAA